AUGGGCGGGGCACCAUUUUGGUUGGUUUUGCUAACAUCUUCCUCAAUCCUUGGUGCGCUUUGCACAGUGAGCGCCGAGAAGUAUCAAGCCUUCACCAAUCGAGCUGCCUUCUCGACCGAGCAUUUGGAGUCGCAGUUGGAUGAAAAAACCCAGCUGUAUGGUCAUGCGUGUGGUCACGUCAAUGAGUGUCAGAUGCUGAAGCCACCAAGCGACUUGGUAGUCGCAAUGACACAGAGUCCUUUUCUCUACCCUGGUCACGGCAUGCAAGGCCAUCUCCAGAACAUCAGCGAUGUGGGCGUUGGCGUCUUCUCCAUCUUGCCCGUUCGUAAUCCUUUGGACAACUACGUUGACUGGGUUGGUUGGCUGCGCAAACACUCGCGUGGCGCGGAUGCAAGCAAGUGGAGCCUGGCCAAGUUUCUCGAACACUGGCGCAACUUUCACGUGGCUUGGCAGGAUACGGAGCUGAUGCGUGAUCAGCCCAAGUUCAUUUUUCGCUACGAAGAUAUGGAUGACAAAGACGUGCGAGGACGUAUUUUUCAUCGCAUCGCCAAUGAAAUCCCAUACACCGACGCGCGCACGGGUGCCGAUCAGGUCCUGCGCGAUAUGCUCGGGGUCAUGUCUGUGAUUUAUGACGCCCGUGUCGUGCACGAAGACGGAAUCUCGUCGCAACCCGAAGACCCGUGGCUGGGUUAUCGGCGCCACUCCGUUGCUGAUAUACAAAUGGCCAUUGACAUGUGUCAUGAUCACCUGAAACGGUUCGGUUACCUCCGUCCGUACCAGCUGUGGCUCAAGGCCAAGCAGUUGGAUCCAAACAAUGAAAAACCCUUGAAUGCGUUGCAUCGCCAAUUUGCUGCUAGCUGGGCCCAAUUUGGCAACCAGAACUACUCGCCGGCCGACGCUCAGUAG
This is a messenger RNA of Monosiga brevicollis MX1, 906 nucleotides long. RefSeq lists its product as uncharacterized. The record is from RefSeq and is a predicted model, not a curated record. Lineage: Eukaryota; Choanoflagellata; Craspedida; Salpingoecidae. Bases 1 to 906 code for a protein of 301 amino acids. The transcript has 5 exons.